CACUGGCCAAUGUAUGCUUUUGGUCAAGUCAUUUAAUCUACUUGGACCCCAGAGUCCAUAUCUUAAAAUGAGGGUCAUACUCUUACUCCCUAUUUUACAGGGAUGUUGGCAUGAUAAAAUGAACCAACUGACGUGAAAUGCUUUGGAAACAUUAUAGCAGUGUAUCUUUUGUUAUAUAAUGCUCUCAGGGACCACCUUUGCAUUUCUAGAGGUUUGAUGUCUUUCUCACCUUCCUCCUCAACUUUACCACCCUUCCCUGAACUUUAGAGACAUCAGUGUCCAUGCAGAUGACCUUGCCGACCCCCUGGGUCUCUCACAGACCCUCAGGUCUCGGUCGUGGACCCUCCAGGUCUCUCCCUUGCUGCCUCCCGGGUGUGCUCUCCACUUUACUCUGCUGACCUCCAACUCAGCUCCAUAUUGGUCACACACUAAGAUGAACUCAUCCUGGAUGUUGGAGUUAUUAACUGCUUCCCUGCCUCAAAUACCACAAACUAGGUCCCCUUCACCUUCAGUUCAGAAAUUAUUAUUAAGAUUUUCUAACCUGCUGUCUCACCCACAUUCCCUCCCAUACCAGAGCUGUUUUCCCCUCCCCUACUGACCACUUUCUCCUCUCCUGCACUUAUGCUGCUUCAUGGAUCUUGGUGGAAAUCCUAAAUCCAUUGUUGACCUUUGCCCCUAUAAAUUGCCAGUCUCACCUAAACUAGAUUAACCCGGAGGACCACCACUGGUGAGUGAAAACACAAACAAAAGCUCCAAGAUCUUACAGUUGAUGGAUAGUUUUUAGCAUGAUGCCAUGUAACCUGUGAAUGCUCAAUAAUGGCAAGUGAUGGUGAUAACUGAGGCUCCGGGAUGAUGUUCUGGCCUUAACCCUAUCCACCUGGAUUCCACAUCAUUGCCAGGAAACUUCAAACUUCAAGCACAAAACUUUGAGGAUAGGGAAGACCCAGUAACGAACCAGGGCAGAAAAGCUCCUUUUGGACAUCCUUGCUGUGGACCCUCAAGAGAGAAGUGCUUGCAAAUCAGAAAAAGGACCAAAGGUAUUUAAUCCAGAUGGAUAAGCAAAGGAAAGUGGCAAAAACAAAACUGGUUCCUGGACUUCCUGUUGGACCAGAAAAUUCAGAUAUGCCCCAGAUGGUGCCAGAAAAGAAUUUUAUUCCUGAACAGGUUGUCACUGAAGAAGGUAACAGUCCACCGCUAGUGCCUUCUUCCCAGCCUUUAGGGAGAAACAUUGCUGGAAAACACUUUCCUGUAAUUCACAUGCAAGAUGUGAAUACAAAGUCCAAGUCUUUCAUACCGCCUUCUGGAAAAAAUGUAGAGAAACACUUCCCUACUAUUCCAGCAUCAGUCCAGGGGCAAAAUGUGGAUUCGAAGCCCAAGUCUUCCUGCCUGCUUUCAGGAAACAGAGAAGAGAAACACUUCCCUGCGAUUCCAACAAAAGUAAGGGGGAAAAAUGUGGAUUCAAAACUCCAAUUCCCCUUAAGACAAUUAAGGAAAUAUAAGGAAGCACAGUCAGAGGCUUUACAGCCUAAAUUGGAAUCAGAGCUUAAUAAAAACAUAAACAUAACUCUACCACACCUGAAAUCUGAAGUGAGUGCUUCUAAUUUGGUGUAUGAAGAUAUUCAGUUUCCAGAUUCCAUUGAAGAAACUGUAAAUCAACAAACAAUUGCCAUAGAAUCAAGAGAAAAAAAGUGUGAAACUGUUGGUACUCAGAAGGCUAAGAGAGUUGAAUUUAAACGAAAGACUUUUUCAUAUGAUCAAACAGAACCAGAUGAUGACCGUGCAGAAAGUCACAUUUUGAGACUAAGAAAAAAACUUGGUUGGCAAACCUUGUUACCCCAGCGAGGAUUUGUAUAUGAACAACCUGAGAAGAUUUCUAAUCUGGAAGCUAAAUUGGGGGAAAAAUUUGCUUUACAAGAUGAUGGGGAAUAUGUUUACUGUCUUCUUAGACAUAGGAAUAAUCCCAAAACUUUCUAUAAUCCAUAUGAUCUUCAAGUAGUCUCUGCCAACACAGCAAGAAACUGCAGAGAAUAUUGGCUUAUUACUGCUUCAUAUAUCUCAAAGGUUACUCGAGUAGCUGGUGGUGAAGAAGUAGAAAUGAUGUCCGUUUUAGAAUGGCUGUGUGAACGGAGACUGUACCAUUCAUUAUGUAAAUUUCGUGUUUUUUCUAAAUUUAGAAUCAUGAAAGCUUUUGUUACUUGGAGAAUCAACGUUCAAAGACAAAAGACAGAUAACAGCAGGUCGAAACUGUACAAAUGGCUUUUUUUGGUUGAUGAGUUAUUUCAAGGCUGCUUACUCUAUAUACAAGGGCUCUGUGAAGAUGUACUUCAUGUGAAAAAUGUCGAAAAUUCUGAAGAAAGUUCUUUUGACAUCUGCAUGGUAAAACUGGAUAGAUCGCGUACAUAUUCUUUGGAUGAGUUCUGUGAGGAGCAGUAUCGGCAACAAGCCCUGUCAUUGAAACAACUAGAGUCUUUCAAGAGUAAAGCAAUUUCAGAGCUAAAACGUACAUUUUUAAAGGUGGCAGAAAGGGAAGGAAUUCAAAAUUUUUUUAAGCCUGAAUCAUUUGAUCAUAGAGAAACAAACUAUACCAAAAUAUUUGACUGUCGCCAUUGGAUGAAACGAUUCUUUUCAUUUCUUCGACUUGUGGACAGCAUGUUCCAAGAACUACUUCAUCAGUUGAUGCACAAUGCACUACAGCUGCUUUUGGAUUUAUUUACUGAUUCUGGAAAAAUGAAAUCUUCAGUUGAAAAGAAGAAUGAAAGUCUCAUUAAAUUAUCUAAAUUGGAUUCAGUCAGCCAAAAGAAAUUUAAUUUAAAGGAUGCAUUUCAAAAACAAGUGCGUGUUUCACAACCACAUAAACCCUGUACUCCCCAUUUACAAAUAAGGACACAAGAGGAUAUUAAUAAGGUGUUGGAUAACAUAAAAAGACAAGAGGAAUUGAAAAGAGUAUAUGCCCCAAUAUUUGAAGUAAACAUAGCUUUGCGGAGUUCUGUUAAGAAUUUGUAUGAAAGGAGCAGUUCUCAAUCCGAAUCUCUGGAGUCCUCUACUUCCGAUGAGAUUGUAACAAAGUCUACGGGAAAACGAGAAAGUGACGAAGGGUUGAAAAUGAUCAAGACUGCCAAAAAGAGAACAACUGAAGUACUGUCCAAAAGUGCCAGAAGACUAAAAACUUAUCAAUAUACUACUCAAGAAAAUUUUUCUGGCACAGACGUCUCAAGUGAGUCCGAGGAAGAUGGUGAUGAAUUAAGAUAUAAACCACUUUCACAGUAUUCUUCAAGCCUCUUUCUAACUCCCAACAGACUGGAGUUUUCUAUACAAAUUCAAAAAAUGGUGGAUAAACUUGAACAUUCUCUAACUCAGAUUGGGCCUUUUAGUCAAGAUCCUCGUCUGUCUGGCUUUGUCUCUUGGCCUUCAAAUAUGAAAUCGCCUAAUGAAACAGAACUGGUGAAAAUACAUGAUCUUUCUCCAUGGCCAGAUUGUUAUGUUCUCUUUGGAAUGGAUUCAUAUUACCAGGAUAAAAUUGUGAACAUCCUGACUAUUCUAAGUGAUUCAAUGGCACAAGUUCAGACAUAUAGCCAAAACUUUCUGCACUAUUGUACCAUGGUGGAUCAAGCUAAAGCUAUGACCUUGAAAAUUUCAGUAGCAGAAGGAAAGUUGUCUGCAGGUGACUUUAAACAUAUUUUGAAUAGGUACACAAAAUACGUUGAAGAAAUUAUUGAAAUGAUCAUUGAAAAACGCAUCGGUAUUAUCAAAGUUAUGAGUCUUCACUAUCAGGCAGACUGUUUGCCAUGUGUUGAAGAUGUAGUUAAAAUGAGCCAUUCAUGCUUGCAGUCCCUAAUUCAAGAAAAGAACACAUAUCUCUUAAAUGUUAUCGAGUUAUCUUUGGUCAAACUGGAGAGUCAACCUGUCACAGUGGAAGAAUUUGUGGAUCACUUGACUUUCCUAGAUCAAAUUUCUUCUGAAAUACACUCAUUAGAAGGAGAAUAUAAAGUUGUCUCUCAGCUGUUUUCUGUUAUGAAGUUGUAUAAUGUCUUUCUUUCUGAGGAACAAGUAGCCUCAUAUCAAAGCCUUCUUUUCAAAUUUCGUCAACUUAAAUCAACUAUUCGAAUUUGUGAGGUACAAAAGAAUCAGUCCAUUGUCCAAUUCCAGGGAGGCUUAGAAGUAUACUUUGGCAAUCUACAGCUUGAAGUUAAAGAUCUAAAGUACAAAGUAAGGACCCCAGUUCUCCUGCAUUCUAGCACUUGUCCUAAAAGAGCUAAGGAGAUGAUCCAGAAUCUCUCAGAGCAAACUGCUGCAUUAUCUAACAAAGCCCAAACAUAUGCAAGUUAUAGAGAUUGCUUUGACAGUUCUGUUUCUGAAGUAAAAUCUAAAAAUAAGGAAGAAAGCAGUAUUACAACUGCUCAAGCUGUGACUACUGAAAUAUCUGAAAUAGAGUGUGAUUUAACUUUAAGGAGAAUAUUGUGGGAAGCUCAAGAGGAAUGGGGAAGACUGUCCCUUGAGUGGAAGCAUAGCCUUUUGGAGAAUAUUAACGUAGAACUAAUUCAGAAGAUUGUUACAAGGUUCAUGCAUAUGAUAUAUAUGCUGGAUAAAGGUUUACCUAAAAAUGAGAUGGUGAGAUGUCUGAAGCAGUCCGUGAUGGAUUUUAAACAAGGACUGCCCACCAUUGUGGCUCUAGGAAAUCCGUACCUCAAACCAAGACAUUGGGAGGAGAUACAAAAAUCUAUUGGGCAGUCAAUUACCUUGGAUAAAAACCGUACGCUAGAGAAACUUUUAGAGCUCAAGAUGUUUCAUUAUGAAGAUAAAAUCAAUGAAAUAUCAAUUAUGGCUACUAACGAAGCUACUCUUGAAAAAAUGUUGGAUAAAAUUAUUUACCUUUGGAGCAACACCCCUUUACGUAUGGUUACUCAUCAGUCAGGUGCUUCCACAGUCCUGAUUAUUUCCUCUGUGGAUGAUAUAUUGGCUCAGUUAGAAGAGUCUCAAGUUUUAAUUUUAUCAAUUAAAGGAUCUUCUCAUCUUGGGCCAAUUAAGAAUCUUGUGGAUGAAUGGGAUCAAAGACUAAUGCUCUUCUCUCGCACUCUGGAUGAAUGGAUGACCUGUCAAAGAAACUGGCUGUAUCUUGAACCGAUAUUUCUUACUCCUGAAAUACAAAGACAGCUUCCAACAGAAGCAAAACUUUUCUCUCAUACGACUAAUAUAUGGAAAGAAAUAAUGUCAAGAACUGAAAAUAAAUUAGAUGCUCUGAAAGUAGCCACAUCUGCAGGAGUCCUUGAAAUGUUGCAGACGUGCAGUACAUAUCUUGAAAAAAUAAAGAAGUGCCUUGAGGAUUAUUUUGAUACUAAAAGGAUGAUUUUCCCAAGAUUUUACUUUCUCAGCAAUGCUGAACUUCUUGAUAUUUUAGCUGAAAGCAAGAAUCCUGAGGCUGUACAGCCUCACCUUGUGAAAUGUUUUGAGAAUAUAAGGCAGUUAUAUAUAUGCAGGCAAGAAAGGAGCCCUCCCAUGGUGGUGUUCAUCAUUUCCGCCGAAGGAGAAACACUUCUGGUGCCAAAGAAAAUCCGGGUAAGAGCAGCUGUAGAGCAGUGGCUGGUAAAUGUGGAGAACAGCAUGUUUGAUAUGGUAAAAAAAUUUGUAAACAAGGGAGUUGAGGAAUGGGAACAAACGGAAUUUCGACAGUGGGUACAGAGUCACCCAGGACAAGUGGUGCUUGUUGUGAGCCAAAUCAUGUUUAAUAAGGAUUGUGUAAAAAGUUUCCAGAGUUCAAAUCCAAAGAAGGAACUGGAAAAAGUUCACGCUGAACUGGUGAACCAUCUAGAGAAGCUUGCAGACCUGGGGGUGUCAGAUAAUCUUCACUUUCGAACAAAAACCACACUAGAAGCCCUGCUUACCCUUUAUGUUCACUGCAGAGAUAUCCUGACAGAUCUAAUCCACAAACAAAUCUUCAAACUAAACGAUUUUGAAUGGACAAGGCAAUUGCGGUAUGAGUGGAGUGAAAGGCAAAGACUGUGUUUUGUAGUUCAAGGUAAUGCCAACUUUACUUAUGGCUACGAAUACUUGGGCUGUUCUUCACGAUUGGUUAUUACACCUCUUACGGAUCGAUGUAGGCUGACCCUUACUGAAGCACUCCACUUGAAUCUAGGGGGCUGUCCUGCUGGCCCUGCUGGAACAGGGAAAACUGAGACUGUCAAAGAUCUAUCGAAAGCCUUGGGUAAACACUGUGUCGUCUUUAACUGUUUUGAAGGUUUGGAUUAUAAGAUGAUGAGAAAAUUAUUUUAUGGAAUAGUGCAGUCAGGAGCAUGGUGUUGUUUUGAUGAAUUCAAUCGAAUUGAUAUGGAAGUUCUCUCUGUAAUUGCCUCACAAAUCCAGGCAAUUAAGGCAGCAAAAGAUACUCGCUCCAUCAGGUUUGUUCUGGAGGGAAAAGAAAUUCGCAUCAACCUGUCCUGUGGCGUCUUUAUCACCAUGAAUCCUGGGUACAAAGGACGUGUGGAACUCCCAGAUAAUUUAAAAUCUCUGUUUCGCCCAGUGUCAAUGAUGGUUCCGAAUUAUCACCUGAUUGCUGAAAUAAUGCUGUUUUCAGAAGGUUUCAAAUCUGCAAAAUUAUUGUCUCGAAAACUAGUUAAUCUUUACCAACUAGCCAGCAAGCAACUUUCUGAACAGGAUCAUUAUGAUUUUGGUAUGAGGGCCAUAAAGACGGUGCUAAUAAUGGCUGGACAGAAGAAACUGGAAUUCAAAAACACAAGUUGUGAGAUUCUUACUGAAGAACAAGAAACUCAGAUCAUUAUCAAGGCAAUGAAAGAAGCUAGUUUGCCCAAGUUUCUACCUGAAGAUGUCCCAUUAUUUGAAAAUAUUAUGAAAGACAUUUUCCCUGGAGUUGCAGUUCCAAUAAUAAACUAUCCCCUCUUAGAGAAAGCAAUAUCUAUUGUAACACAUCAAUUAGGUUUGCAGCCUUGGACAUCUCAGAAAGAGAAGGUUAUACAAUUUCAUAAUCAAAUUCAGGCAUGUCUUGGUGUGAUGUUAGUUGGCCCCACAGGUGGAGGAAAGACAACAGUCCGAAAAAUUUUGGAAAAAGUGUUAAUAAUCUUGCCGUCCAUAAAUUUAAUAUCACCCGACAAUUGUGGUACCAAACCAAGGAGUAUUAUGAAGACUUCGGUGAGAAAAGGAAAAGUAGAAACAUAUAUUUUAAACCCAAAGUGUAUUACUCUUGGGGAGCUGUACGGACAAAUGGAUCCUAACACCAUGGAAUGGUCUGAUGGCUUAUUAUCGUCAACAGUUCGAAAAUUUGUAAAGCAUUCCACUAGAAAGCAUGUAAGCAUGGAUCUAAACCCCGAAAUAACUUCAGAAACCUCAGCUUUUCCCAAUGUUUUCACAAUUGAUUCCGGAAACCAAGAAGAAUGUGCUCAUAAUGUUCUUGAGAAGGAUAAAGAGAGUAACCCAACAGAACAGGGUUAUGAUAAAACAUCUACUGACUGGCAGUGGAUAAUCUUGGAUGGUCCAGUAGACACUGAGUGGAUAGAAAAUUUAAACACAGUGCUGGAUGACAACAGAACCUUAUGCCUUGCUAACAGUGAGAGAAUACUUUUAACAGAGAAAAUCAGAAUGAUUUUUGAAGUUGACAGUCUUUCCCAAGCUAGUCCUGCAACUGUUAGUCGAUGUGCAAUGGUCUAUAUGGAUCCUGUUGAUCUGGGAUGGGAGCCAUAUAUUAAGACAUGGCUUUGCAAAAAUUCUCACAUUAUCACACCAAGUGGUGUAAAAUGUCUUGAAAGCUUAUUUGAAAAAAGUGUGAAAGAAGGACUCAACUUUUUAAAAAAACAUAAGAAAAUGCAACCAUUUCCUGUUCAGGAGGAAGGAGUUGUCAUGAACCUGUGUAGAAUCCUUGGUGCUUUCAUUGAUUUCAUGAGCAAGAAUGGAGGUUUUGGUCAAAAUGAUUUUAACAAGGCUGAAAGUGAUGGAAAUGGCUCAGUAAUGAACAAAGCUACCUCUCUCCAUACUUUGCCAUCUUUGGUUAAAUUCAAGAACCAAGUUUCAACACCUGUGAUAGAAAAUAAGAAGAGGGACGAGCAAAAGUGGUAUCUCGAGAGGUGCCCUGAAAAUCUGUCACAGCUGUUUCAGAAGAUUUUUGUGUUUGCUUUUACUUGGGCAUUUGGGGGUGUCUUAAAACGGGAAGAUGAACAUGAAGAUGACACGCUGAUUAGCUUAAGUUACGGACACGAGUUUCUUGCCAAAGUAACAUAUGACUUUGACAGUCUAGUUCAUGAAUUAUUUGAAGGGGAACCACCAUUAGCCAUUCAUUUGCCACGUGGAGAGUGCUCGAUCUUUGGCUAUUUUGUGGAUUUACAAACGGGUGAUUUUGCACCUUGGUCAGACCUUGUUCCCAGUACUCAGUUUUUAAUUCAAAAUGGAAUUGUACCCAACUCAAAUUCUGAAGCUUCCAAGAAUAAAGAAAUGAAUGAAGAUGAAUGCCAGGUGUUUCUUCAUCACAUUUCUACUAGAGAUACAGUAUGUUUUUCAUUUCUGAUAAGUCUUCUUCUAAGAAGUAAGCAUCCAGUACUUAUCACAGGAGACACUGGUGUGGGGAAGACUGCCGUAAUUAAACAAAUGCUGAAAAAACUUGAGACCCAAGGUGGAUUACAUGUGAAAUCUGGAACGCUUUUAGGAGACAUUUUCUAUCAUAGUGAAACUAAAAAAACAAGCAGCCUGAAACAGAUUAGCUCCUUGGUUCCUGAAAUCCAUUCAGACCUCCGUAAGCCUCUGCUGCCAUCCACUGGAAUUUCAGGAAAAGCUGUGAAAUCCGUCCAUAUGGAAUAUGCCACUGAUAAUGGUAUGAGUUCAUCAAGAAAAAAUAUGGGUGUUAUAGUAACCACAGUUCAGUUUGGUUCCCAAACCACUGCUGCCAAAACCCAAGCUUCGAUUCUUAAGAAUUUAAUACGAAAAAGUAAAGACACACAUGGUGCUCCGAAAAACAAAAAGGUAAUAGUAUUUAUUGAUGAUCUGAAUAUGCCGAUACCAGAGAGGUAUGGAGCCCAGCCACCACUUGAACUAAUCCGACAAUUCUUAGAUUUGGGAGGGUUUUAUAAUACAGAACAACUUGCAUGGAAGAAUAUUCAAGAUAUCUCUCUGGUUGCAGCUUGCGCUCCUCCAAGUGGUGGGAGAAAUGAUAUCAGUCCACGACUUCUCAAACAUUUUUGCAUGCUAGUGAUGCCUCAUCCUUCACAAAAUGCCUUACAUCACAUUUUUCAGGUUCAUAUGGGAAUAUAUUUACAGAAAAAUAACUUCUUAUCUGAUGUCCAGAGGUGCAGGGAUUAUCUGGCAUCUUCUGCGCUGGCUUUGUACUAUAACAUGUGUCAGAGUAUGUUACCAACUCCAGCUAAGUGCCAUUAUAUGUUUAAUCCUCGAGAUUUGUUUAAGCUUCUUCAAGGAUUGCUGCAAGCCCACAAGACUGUUAUUAUCUCUAAAGAAACAACUGCUCUUCUCCUGGUACAUGAAGCCACCCGAGUGUUUCAUGAUCGUUUAAUCGAAUCUACAGAAAGAAAACUUUUUCAUCAGUAUCUUUCUAAGGUGUUAUACAACUAUUUUAAGAUCACAUGGACUCAGGAAGAACUGAUGAAUGAACCAACCGUAUUUGCAGAUUUUUUGGAUGUAAAUAAGCCCAAUAAAAGGAGAAUCUACCGGAACAUCAAUGACUUCAAAAAGCUUGCUGAUUUACUCGAUGAAUUCCAAAUAAAUUUGGGUUCUGCAAGCGUUGAGGUUUCACAUUCGAUAGUAUUCUUUAAGGAAGCCAUAGAACAUAUUACAAGAGCUGCUAGAGUCCUUCGACAAGCAGGGAGUCACAUGUUGCUGGUUGGAUUAGAUGGAUUUGGGAAAGUAACCUGUGCAACGAUAGCCUGUUAUCUGUUAGACUGCAAUAUCUACCGAUUGUCGGUGACUCGCAAUUACGGCCACAUGGAUUUCAGAGAAGACAUAAAAAACGUCUUCUGGAAAGCAGGACUAGAAGGAAAAAGAACUGCUCUGCUUAUUGUGGAUUCAGACAUUAUUCAGGAAUCCUUUUUAGAAGACUUGAACUGCAUUCUGAACACAGGAAAUAUACCCGAUCUGUUUGAAAAUGAGGAGUUGGGUAAUAUUGCAGAAAAUAUUAGCUCUGUUGUUAAACAGGAAAACAACACCAGUAGCAGACAAGCUAUUCUUUCAUUCUUUUUAAAGGAAGUUUAUAGAAAUCUUCACAUUAUUCUGACCGUAAGCCCAGCUGGAUCUAACUUCCGCAAAAAUUGCCGGAGAUAUCCUGCUUUGGUUAGCUGCUGCACCAUCGACUGGUACGAGAAGUGGCCUGAAGAAGCUCUCUUGAAUGUGGCAAAUUGUCAUUUAAGACAAAAGAGCUUUUUGGAUGGGAGACAGAAUUUAAUAGAAGUGCUUGCCAAAACGUGUGUUGAAAUUCACAAUAGUAUAACUGAAAUGGCACAACAUUAUUGGGAGGAAACUAAAAGGCACUACUAUAUCACACCCAGUAGCUUUUUAAAAUUCAUAGCUACCUUUGCCCACAUUUUUAAAAUAAGAGAAAAGAAAACCCAGAUCAAGAGAGAUCGUUUUUUUAUUGGUCUAUCCAAACUUCUGGAAACCACAUCAUUGGUUGCAGAAAUGCAGGAAGAGAUGCUGGUGCUUGGUCCUCAAAUAGAACAGAAAACAAAGGACAUGGAAAUCCUGCUGCAAAAACUAGAGCGAGAUUCCCAUGUAGUGGAGCAGGUUCAGGCUCUCGUUAAACAAGAUGAAGAAAUCAUGGCUCAGGAAACAAAAAUUGUGGAAGACUACGCUCAGCAAACAACCGAAGAACUAAACGCUGUACUACCAGCUCUUGAAAAAGCAGUCAUUGCUCUAGAUGCCCUGGAUAAAUCUGACAUCUCUGAAUUGAGAGUGUAUGCGCAUCCCCCGUAUCUCGUACUGACUGUCAUGAAUGCAGUUUGUGUCGUGCUGCAGAAGAAGCCCAGUUGGUCCACUGCAAAACUACUUCUUGCGGAUGCGGGAUUCCUCAAAAAAUUAGUUAACAUUGAUAAGGAUAACAUUCCAGAAAAGGUAUUUUUUCAUCUAAAAAAAUAUCUAAGAAUUCGUGAUUUCACCCCAGCAAAGGUUGGGCAGGUUUCAGUCGCUGCUUGUUCUAUGUGCCAAUGGGUUAUAGCGUUGAAUAAUUACCAUGAAGUGCAAAAGCUCCUGGAACCCAAAAAACGCCAAGUAGCUGAAGCUCAAGAAGUACUUAAACUGGCUCAACAUAAACUGGCAGAAAAACAAAGGGGCUUAGCCUUAGUUGAAGAACAUCUACAAACUUUACAAAAGUCGUACAAUAACAGCGUCACCGAGAAAGAAGUUCUGGCAAAUCGGAAGCAGUUGACGACUAGGCGGUUGCACAGUGCCUCUAUUUUACUAACGGCUCUGGAUGAUGAGAAGGUUCGAUGGGAGGAAACAGUGAACAAAAUGGACCAAAGGUUGGAAGGAAUUAUGGGUGAUAUCCUUGUUUCAGCUGCAUGCAUUGUCUACAGUGGAGUGCUAACAGCGGACUACCGCCACCAGAUUGUGGAUAAGUGGCAGAAACUCUGUAACAAAAAUAACAUCCCUAUGUCUCCCAACUAUUCGUUAACUGGAAUUAUGUCAACAACAAAUGAGAUUCGUAAAUGGCAAAAUGAAGGUUUGCCUCUUGAUCAAUAUUCAAUCGAAAAUGCCAUCUUAGUAAAGAAUGGACAGCAGUGGCCUUUGCUGAUUGAUCCACACAGACAGGCUUACAAUUGGAUAUGCCAAAUGGAGAGCGGCAAACUACAACAACUUACUGCUAAUGAUUCUAAUUAUAUUAAAAAAGUUGAAAAUGCUAUGAAAACCGGAGGAUGUAUUCUCUUACAGAAUCUUCCUGAGACACUGGAUCCAAAUUUAAAGGCCGUCUUAAAAAUGGAUGUUUAUCGGAGAAGAGGCCAAGCGUUCAUCAGACUUAACGAUGCUGAAAUUGAAUACAAUCCCAAUUUCAGAUUAUAUCUAACUACCAAAAUAGCCAAUCCUCACUUUCUUCCAUCAGUUUAUAACUUGGUUACUAUGAUCAACUUCAUUGUAACCUUCCAAGGAUUGCAAGACCAACUCUUGUCCACUGUAAUAAUUCAGGAAGUGCCCCAUUUAGAGGAAGAGCGUUACCAGUUACUGGAAAGCAUUUCUGCUGACCUUCUAACCCUGCGAGAAUUAGAGGACAAGUCACUGAAUUUGCUGCAAAACACAAAAGGACACAUACUGGAUGAUGAGGAUCUCAUUGAUAACUUGAAAAAAUCCAAAAUAACCUCCAAAGAGAUUUCAGAACGUGUCAAAGUGUCAGAGAAAGCUGAGAGAGAAUUUGAGCGGAUACGCAAAAGCUUUCUCCCUGUUGCUACUCGUGGUGCAUUGCUCUACUUCGUAGUGGCAGACCUUUUUCAGAUCAACUAUAUGUACCAAUUCUCCCUGGACUGGUUUCGCCAGGUCUUUGGGGAAACUAUAAAGGCAAUGGGUAAGGACCAAGUGCAGCAGUUUUCAUUGACUUCCUAUUCUGCCCUCAGAACAGUACAGACACCUAGCAAACAGGAACUGCAAGAUGCCAAUGGAUCUCAGAAAGAAGUCACAAAUGGGAUGGAUAGUUUUAACCAACAUAUUAAAAGAUCAGUUGACUUGUUGACAGGAAACGUGUACAAAAUAGUUUCAUCGGCUCUAUUUAUAAAAAACAAACUCUGCUUCUCCUUUUUGCUCUGUACUACAAUAAUGAAAAAUCACUAUAAUGGAAUUCAAGGCCAGAAUGAGCUUGAAGGCCUACCAGAAGUAGAAUGGAACAUUUUCCUGUACUCUAGCAUAUUAACACACAUGUGGGAAACCCAAUCCCAGUCUGAAAAUAUUGAUUUAUUUGAAAUAUAUAAAAUUCAAUAUGUUUGGCUGUCUGAAUCCAAGUGGAAGCAGUGUCGGUAUAUCAGCUGUUACAUGGAAGCUUUUUCUCUUUUGUGUAAAUCGCUUUUAUCGAAUAUUCCACAGUGGGAGCAUUUUUGGAAUAGUCAAGGUGUUUAUCGUGUAAUGAACACACCUUUCACAUCUACAUCAUUUCCAUCAAGGCAAGAAGAACAGUCGGAGGAAAAGGAAGAAAAAUGUAAUAUCAUUACCUUCCCUUGGGAGAAACUAACUUCUUUUCAAAAACUUAUCUUGAUAAAAAUCCUCAAACCAGAAUGUUUAACUAGAGCAGUCCGGAAGUUUGUUGAAGAGAAAUUAGGAAAUAAAUAUGUUUAUACUGCUGGAAUUAAUUUGAAGGAAGUAUAUAAGGAAUCCAAUGCCAGCACUCCAUUAAUAUUUAUUCAUUCUCAUGGGAUAGACCCCACCACUCACCUUCUGCGUUUUGCACAAGAGCUGAAAGGAAACACCCAGCACGUGACUAUGGUGUCUUUGGGCCAGGGUCAGGCAGCGAAGGCAGAAGAUCUGAUAUUUAAGGCACAAAUAAAGAGUGGACAAUGGGUUUUCCUCCAGAACUGCCACCUUGCAGCAUCAUUUAUGCCAAGACUUUGUAGCAUUGUUAAUUCAUUUAGCCAGGCAGAUGUGAAAAUAGAUCCUGAAUUUAGGUUAUGGUUAAGCUCAAAACCAGACAGUUCCUUCCCUGUGGCUAUUCUGCAAAAAGGUUUUAAGAUAACAGUGGAACCGCCCCAGGGAUUAAAGGGCAAUUUGCUUCAGACAUUUGGAUACAGUGGUGGUGGAGAAGUAACAGAAAUAGUCUUUGAAAAGUCUCUUUGUGGGCUGUCAUGGAAGAAACUUUUGUUCAGUCUGUGUUUAUUCAAUGCAGUUAUCCAUGAAAGAAAAAAGUAUGGACCAUUAGGCUGGAAUGUCUCCUAUGAAUUUAAUGCUGCAGAUUUGGAGGUGACCAUAAAGAUGUUGGAAAUCCUUUUGGAGAAUCAGACAGAGAUCCCUUGGCACGCAAUACAUUACCUGAUUGGAGAAGUCGUUUAUGGAGGCCGAGUCACCGACCUCUGGGAUCGGCGGUGCUUAUUGACCAUUCUAAACAAUUUUUGCAAUCCUGCAGUGCUGCAAGAGGAUUUCACCUUCUCCCGUGAUGGGGUCUAUCGGCUCGUGUCUGAGUCUGCAAGUUUCGAAGACUGUAGAUCCUACAUUCAGUCUUUACCAGACAUCGAAUCUCCUGAGGUCUUUGGAAUGCACCAAAAUGCUAAAAGGGUCUAUCUGGAGUCUCAGGCCCAAGACUUUGUUAAUAGCGUAAUAACUGUGCAACCAAGAAUCACUAUUGGCAACCUAAUCAUUAGCAGUGGAAAGAGCCAGGAUGAACUGGUGCUGGAAAUUGCAUCAGAUGUGCUGAAGCAGCUGCCCCUCACUGUCGAGAAGGAAGAAUUGAAAUCAGGCCACGAGAACAUGGCCGCAAGCACGCUGACGAACAUCAUGUCGGGGCCCAUUUGGACCUCUCUCCUGAAAAAUGCUAAGGGUUAUGAUCCCCUUCUCCAUUCCACCCUGCUAAUCUUCCUUUGUCAAGAGAUUGGCCGAUUUAAUCAUUUAUUGUCUGUAGUACACCAGUCUUUGAAAGACCUUCAGAGGGCUUUGAAAGGAGAGAUUAUCCUUACUCCUGCCUUGGAUGAGAUUUACAAUGCCAUCAUAAAAUCCAAGGUGCCUGGGUUGUGGCAGCGGAGCUCCUAUAAAUCAUCUAAGCCUCUGAGUUCCUGGAUUAAUGACCUCACUCAACGACUGGAAUUCUUCACCACAUGGGCAAAGCAGGCUCACACCGCUAUAGAGUCCCGGUUUUCCAACUUAAAUGCUACUUGGAAGAAGAAAACGUUCCCGACAACAUUUUCACGAACAUCCGAAGAGAAAUUACAGCCGUUCCGGGAGAAUGCUAGCGGAUCCCCAGCUCGCUUCUGGCUCCCAGCUUUCUUCUUUCCACAAGGUUUUCUCACUGCCGUGUUGCAGAAUUAUGCUAGAAGCCAAGGCAUAGCCAUAGAUUCCCUCACUUUUGUCCACCACAUUCUUGAGGAAGCCCAGAAUGAAUCCCAGAUCUUAAGGAUGCAAAAGAAACUAAGUAUCGUGGACCGAGCUUUUAAAAGCUUGACCCAGGCACAGCAUGGAGUCCUGGUUUUUGGUUUAUACGUCAGGGGUGCCCGGUGGAACCCCGACACACACUCACUGGAAGACUCCCAGCUUCAGGAGAUAUACUGUUGCUUUCCAGACAUACACUUUCGGCCAGAACAGGUUGCCAUCGAAAGAAAUUCUGCCUCGGCUAAGAGAGAUACAGAGCUAAUGAGCUAUGAGUGCCCAGUUUAUCGAACUCCCCAAAGAACGGGAAAUCUGAUAACCACCGGCUUGUCCUCAGACUUUGUAACAACAGUCUAUUUGCCAACACGAGUGCCUCCACAUCAAUGGGUCACAAAGCGGGUGGCCUUGCUGUGUCAACUAGACGAAUGAAGAACGGCAGAGUUCACUGCUGAGCAGUUGUUUCCAACACCAAAGUGAACUCAACCCAGGCAACGCUGUGGAAGAAAUGCAUCUGAGGUACCAAACACUAGGGAAGCCUGAGCCAGUCCAAGUGUAUUUUUGAGAAAUAAACCAACUUUGCAGGAGAGCGAA
Molecule: messenger RNA, 15579 nt
Organism: Ornithorhynchus anatinus (platypus)
Lineage: Eukaryota; Metazoa; Chordata; Mammalia; Monotremata; Ornithorhynchidae
Gene: DNAH14
Product: dynein axonemal heavy chain 14
Exons: 87
Coding region: 1051-15417 (4788 amino acids)
Biological process (GO): microtubule-based movement
Cellular component (GO): dynein complex
Molecular function (GO): ATP binding; ATP hydrolysis activity; minus-end-directed microtubule motor activity
Source: RefSeq, a predicted model, not a curated record